Messenger RNA from Clonostachys solani, 2658 nucleotides. The record is from the annotation of a GenBank genome assembly. Lineage: Eukaryota; Fungi; Ascomycota; Sordariomycetes; Hypocreales; Bionectriaceae.
AUGUUCAAGGGCCUGGCCCUCCUCUUCGCCCUCAUAGGCACUUCCUGCGCUCAAGAUAAUCUUGGUCUGGCGAACGGAUACCUCAACUUCACUACCUCCAACUUCGAGUUUAGCCUCGUCAAAGAUGCCCAGAUCCUCGCGUCCCUAAGGCCUGCAGGCGACUCCUUUGACUUUCUGCCCUCUGACUUGCUCAAGGUUCGAGCACGCAAUGCUCAGUAUCACUGGGGAGAUGUUACCUUCAGAUACCGCCAGGAGGGCAGCAGUGCCUGGACCAGUGCCGACUCUUCCACUUCCCGCAAGGUGGUGACGGCCAACGGCGCGACCGGAGAUGUCCUGGCAUCCUCCAGCCUGACCAAUACGCUUCCUACAGGUCCUCUUGAAAUCACUCGAGAGUGGCUCAAGGUAUCUGAGGAUCUCGCCCUGCAAUUCACCGUCAAGAAUGCGGGGAAUAAGACCGUCGAGAUCGGUAGUCUCGGAUUCCCCGCCGAGUUUAACAGCAUCUUCACCAACCGACUCGCAACCGAUAUGCAGAAACUGUGCUCGCUGUCUGACCCGUACGUCGGUCUGGACGCGGGAUACAUCAGAGUCAACCCUCUCCGGGGGACGGGCAAGUCGCUCGUCGUCACCCCUCUGAGCGGCUCGCCCUUGGAGGGGUACCGAAACCUGGCCGAGACAUCCUACUCGGAAACCUACUACGGCAGCCAGACGUUUGAAGGGUUCUACGAGUGGCAGGUCUUGACCAAGGCGUAUGCGGACAAUGAGUGGAAGGGCCUGGAGCCCUGGAACCCGCCCACCUCGAAGACGCUCAAGGCUGGCGAGGAGGCCAAGUUUGGCGUGCGCUUCUCCAUCGCGGAGGAGGUCCGCGACAUUGACAAUGCAGUGGCCAAGACCGGGACGCCUGUCGCGGUUGGCGUGCCUGGAUUCAUCAUCCCACGCGACCUGCCUGCUCAGCUCCUGCUUAAGAGCGAGUCGGCAGUGUCGUCCAUCACCACCUCUCCAGACGGCGCCUUUGAAGUCGCCUCGGCUGGCGACAAGCAGUAUACUCUGACCGCAUCCCCCUCAGCCUGGGGCCGUGUCCGCGUCACCAUCAAGUACGAGGACGGCAAGACCCAGACCGUCCACUACUUCAUCACCAAGCCUACCACGGACGUCCUCGCAGACCUCGGCAGCUUCCUGACCACGGAGGCCUACUUCAACGACACGUCGGACCCCUUCAAGCGCGCGCCCUCCGUCAUGACCUACGACUACGAGAAGCACGCGAUAGUCGAGCAGGACAUGCGAGCCUGGGUCGCGGGUCUCAGCGACGAGGGCGGCACGGGGGCCUACGUCGCCGCGCUCGUGAAGCAGGCCCUCCAGCCCGACGCCGAGGAGGUCUCCAAGCUAGAAGAUUUCGUCGGCUCCGUCAUCUGGGGCGGCGUCCAGUCGAGCGACUACGCGGUCAAGAAGGCCAUCUUCUACUACGACAGGGCGGCCAUGCCAAACUACCCGUACGACCCGAGCAUCAACUGGGGCACCUGGAUGUCCUGGAGCAAGGAGUCGGCGGGCUACAUCGACCGCGCGUACAACUACGUGCACGUCGCCGCAGCGUACUGGUCUCUUUAUCGCGUUGCGCGUGCGUAUCCCAGCAUCGUGACCAAGGACUGGGAGUGGUAUCUCGAGCAUGCGCAGGGGACGAUUAUCCGCAUGACGAAGAGCGAUAUCUGGUAUAAUGAUGUCGGGUUGAUGGGCGAGACUGUCUUUGCGGAGAUUCUGGCCGAUCUGAAGCGUGAGGGACUGACGUCUGAGGCGAAUGCCGUUGAGGCGGCGAUGAAGGUGCGCGCGGAGCUUUGGCACUCGCAGGAGAUUCCGUACGGCAGCGAGAUGGCCUGGGACUCGACUGGCCAGGAGGGUGUUUACUAUUGGACCAAAUAUUUCGGGUUUACCGAUUCCGUCACCAAGACCAUCAACAGUGUCCUUGGCUUCAUGCCCGCCAUCGCUCACUGGGGAUGGAACGGCAACGCCCGGCGAUACUGGGACUUUGUCUACGCCGCAAAGCUUGGGAGGAUCGAGCGCCAGAUUCACCACUACGGCUCGGGCCUCAACUCACAGGUCCUCCUCGCGGCGUUCCGCGACGACCCGUCCGACAGCUACCUCCUACGUGUAGGUUACGGCGGGUCGACCGGUCCGCUGUCGAACAUCAACCAGGACGGAUUCCCCAGCGCCGCGUUCCACUCGUGGCCAAACACCCUGAAGUGGGAUGGGAUCACGGGCGACUACGGUCCGGGGUUUCUUGGCAUGGCUCUCGGCUCGGGAACCUACGUCGCUGACGAUGAGAACUUUGGGCUCGUAGCUUAUGGGGGUAUUCUCAGCAAGGGAGACGACGGCUCGGUGGUGGUUGAGCCGCGCGAUGCCGUGAGGAAGAGGGUCUUCGUCGGACCGUUGAAGCUGCUUGUGAAUAUUGACGCGGGAACAAUCGAGAAGUUUAGCUAUACCGAAGGAGGGGCUGUCUCGUUCACGGUUGGACAGCAGGAGGGCGCGCCUCGCACGGACAAUGUGGUGGUCUGGGUCGAGUCGACGGGAGCGCAGAGUUGGGCUGCGACGGGACUUACGGAGAGCCGUGGGGGGUGGCAAGUCCCUCUCUCUGGUCAAUCUGCCUCCUUUACUCUACAGGUUUCAUAG